GUAGACUGAACAAAGAUCUGAGGCAUUAUCUCAACCAGAGGUUCCAGAAAGGAUCUCCAGACCACGAGCUGCAGCAGACCAUUAGAGAUAACCUUUAUCGCCAUGCUGUGCCUUGCACAACCCGCCCUCCAAGAGAAGGAGAAGUGCCUGGUGUGGACUAUAACUUCCUGACUGUGCAGGAGUUUCUGGAGCUUGAGCAGAGCGGGACCCUUCUUGAAGUGGGAACAUAUGAAGGUAACUAUUAUGGAACACCCAAGCCUCCCAGCCAACCCGUCGGUGGGGAAGUGAUUACCACUGAUGCUUUGCAAAACCUUCAGUCCGGCUCCAAGCAGUCGACUCCAAAACGAACCAAGUCUUACAAUGAUAUGCAAAAUGCUGGCAUAGUGCAUACAGAGAAUGAGGAUGAGGAUGAUGUUCCUGAAAUGAGCAGUAGCUUUACAGCAGACUCGGGCAACCCAGACGAGCACAAUACGCAGAGCGUAAGAGAGACAGCACCGCAACCUGUGAAUAAUAGCCUCACCACCGUUCCCACCACGGACCCAUCUCAGAACCUCCCCCAAUACCUACCUCCUGCAGAGGAUAACCUAGGUCCUCUACCUGAAAAUUGGGAGAUGGCCUAUACCGAGAAUGGAGAAGUCUAUUUUAUAGACCAUAAUACUAAAACAACAUCUUGGCUAGACCCACGGUGCCUGAACAAACAGCAGAAGCCUCUAGAAGAAUGUGAAGAUGAUGAAGGGGUACACACGGAGGAACUGGACAGUGAACUAGAACUGCCUGCUGGUUGGGAAAAGAUCGAAGAUCCCGUAUAUGGUGUCUACUAUGUAGACCACAUCAACAGGAAGACACAAUAUGAGAAUCCGGUUCUGGAAGCAAAAAGGAAGAAACAGCUUGAGCAGCAGCAACCAGCACCAGAAGAGUGGACAGAAGAACACCCAUCUCUCACACCCCCAGCUGCUCCAAACCACGCUGCAAACAACCAGGAGGCCGUUCGGGAAGCUCCAGUACAAGGAAAACCCUUUUUUACACGGAAUCCUUCUGAACUGAAAGGGAAGUUCAUCCACACUAAGCUCAGGAAAAGCAGCAGGGGUUUCGGCUUCACGGUGGUCGGAGGGGAUGAACCGGACGAAUUUCUCCAAAUCAAAAGUUUGGUGCUGGACGGUCCUGCGGCGCUGGAUGGCAAAAUGGAGACAGGAGACGUUAUAGUCAGCGUGAACGAUACCUGUGUGCUGGGACACACACACGCUCAAGUGGUUAAAAUCUUCCAGUCCAUUCCAAUCGGUGCCAGUGUGGACCUUGAACUGUGCCGCGGUUACCCUCUGCCCUUUGACCCCGACGACCCAAAUACCAGCCUGGUGACGUCUGUGGCGAUUUUGGAUAAAGAGCCCAUCAUUGUAAAUGGGCAGGAAAACUAUGAUUCUCCAGCAAGCCACAGUAGUAAAACAGGGAAAGUAAACGGCACAAAGGAGCCACGGCCAAGCAGUCCGACUGAGGUCUCUUCUAAUGGAUCCCAUAGUUACCCCAAUGAUACUGUCUCUUUGGCUUCUUCUAUAGCUACCCAACCUGAACUCAUAACCGUGCAUAUUGUGAAAGGGCCCAUGGGCUUUGGUUUUACUAUAGCAGACAGUCCUGGCGGUGGGGGCCAAAGAGUGAAACAAAUUGUGGACAGCCCACGGUGCCGGGGCCUAAAAGAAGGGGAUCUAAUAGUUGAAGUCAACAAGAAGAAUGUGCAGAGCCUCACUCACAACCAGGUGGUGGAUAUGCUGAUUGAAUGUCCUAAAGGGAGCGAAGUCACACUGCUGGUGCAGCGAGGAGGACUGCCAGUCCCAAAGAAGAGCCCAAAGUCGCAACCACUUGAAAGGAAAGACAGCCAAAACAGUUCUCAGCAUAGCGUCUCUAGCCACCGCAGCGGACACACCGCGUCCCCCAUUCACAGCGCUCAGGUGCUUCCCGACUACCCCGCCACCGAAGCACCGGCUGCGGAUCAACCGGACAACUCUGGGCAGAAAAAGCCAGAUCCAUUCAAAAUUUGGGCCCAGUCCAGGAGCAUGUAUGAAAGCCGACCUAUGUCACCUUCGCCUGCAACUGGACUGAGCAAGGGUGAGAGAGAGAGAGAAAUCAAUUCCACGAGUUUUGGAGAAUUUCCAGAUUAUCAAGAACAGGAUAUCUUUCUAUGGAGAAAGGAAACUGGCUUCGGAUUUAGGAUUUUAGGUGGAAAUGAGCCUGGAGAACCGAUUUACAUUGGUCACAUUGUACCAUUGGGUGCUGCCGAUGCCGACGGUCGCCUGCGAUCCGGAGAUGAGCUGAUCUGUGUCGAUGGGACUCCUGUGGUUGGAAAAUCGCACCAGCUCGUCGUCCAACUUAUGCAGCAGGCUGCCAAGCAAGGCCAUGUCAACCUCACUGUACGGCGCAAAGUCGUAUAUGCAGUUCCAAAGGCAGAGAACGAAGUCCCUUCUCCAGCCUCCUCGCAUCACAGCAGCAACCAGCCUGCUUCUCUGACAGAGGAAAAACGUACCCCGCAGGGAAGCCAAAACUCCUUAAACACCGUGAGCUCCGGCAGCGGCAGCACCAGCGGCAUCGGCAGCGGAGGGGGUGGCGGCAGCGGCGUGGUCAGCACGGUGGUGCAGCCGUACGACGUGGAAAUCCGGCGUGGAGAAAACGAAGGCUUUGGCUUUGUCAUCGUGUCUUCUGUGAGCAGGCCGGAGGCGGGGACGACCUUCGCAGGAAAUGCAUGUGUGGCCAUGCCUCACAAAAUAGGUCGGAUAAUUGAGGGGAGCCCUGCAGACCGCUGUGGCAAGCUGAAAGUAGGGGACCGGAUCCUGGCCGUUAAUGGAUGCUCCAUCACCAACAAGUCGCAUUCGGACAUUGUCAACUUGAUUAAAGAAGCAGGAAACACGGUCACUCUGCGCAUCAUUCCAGGCGAUGAAUCCUCCAAUGCGACAUUAUUGACCAAUGCAGAAAAAAUUGCUACCAUUACAACCACGCAUACUCCGCAGCAAAUACCACAGGAGAACAGGAACAACACAAAACCAAAGCAGGAGUCCCAGUUUGAUUUCAAACCACCCCAAGCAGCACAGAUGACAAACACUUCAACUGCAGAGGUGCAAUCACGACUGAAAACAACGGCAGCUAAUAUUGACCAAGAUUUUUAUACCGUUGAGUUGGAAAGAGGAGCCAAAGGGUUUGGCUUUAGCCUGAGAGGCGGUCGAGAGUAUAAUAUGGAUCUCUAUGUAUUGCGGUUAGCUGAGGAUGGUCCAGCGGAGAGAUGUGGGAAGAUGAGGAUUGGCGAUGAAAUUUUAGAGAUCAACGGGGAGACCACCAAGAACAUGAAGCAUGCUCGGGCCAUAGAACUGAUUAAAAAUGGUGGCCGUAGGGUCCGCCUCUUUCUGAAACGCGGAGAUGGCUCAGUACCAGAAUAUGACCCCAGCAGUGACAGGAACAGUCCAGCCACAGGUUCACAAAAUGUAUCGGAAGUGAAAACCGUGCCAUCUGACCGACGCCAACACCCAUCAUUGGAGUCCAGUUAUCCACCAGAUCUUCACAAAUCAUCACAACAUGGGGACAAGCGGACUUAUGUUAAAGACCCAAAAGGCAGCAGAGAGUUUAGCAGACAAUCCAAUGAGCACCACACUUGGAACGGAACUUCUAAAAACAGCGCUAGCGCCGCAGGCAGGAAAAAGGACCGGUCACCGGAAAGGAGGCAAGACCGACAACCAGAAAAAAUGGUGGUAAAUGGACAAAAGAGGAGGUCUCCCGAAAAGAGGAGGGAAGGGACGAGGAGUGCUGACAAUACCUUGGAGAGAAGGGAGCGGCACGAGAGAAGGAGAGACCUUUCUCCCGAGAGGCGCAGAGAACGGUCGCCGACUCGCAGAAGGGACGGGUCACCUAGCCGGCGGAGGCGGUCACUCGAAAGACUCACGGAUCCAAGGAAAUCACCGGAGCGGAAAAGAGAAAGCUCGCCCGAACGAAGGGCUAAGUCGUCCGACAGGAGGAGGGAGAGGUCGCCUGACAAAAGGACCAGGGGUGAACGAGUCGGCAACCGAGAGAGGGAAGAGCACAGUUCGAAAUACGAUACUACCAAAAGACACCCCCCUGAGCAGAGGAGGAGACCGUAUAAAGAGUGCAGCACUGAUCUCAGCAUCUGAGGCAUCGUCCGAUGCACUGAGCCACAUUCCAGCCUUUUCCAACACUGAAGUUUCUAAGAAGAGAGCAGCAAAGCCGAAAGUAUCCUCGUUUUCUUACGCAACAAAAAAUCUGACACCUGCUGGUCCUACGAAUAGCAACAAACGUUUUAUGCAGAUGAAACCUUAUAACAGAAAUAUAUACAAAAGUGUUGUGCCUGAUGUAUAAUAUUAAAGAAAGUAUUUUUCAGUGUA
This is a messenger RNA of Alligator sinensis (Chinese alligator), 4373 nucleotides long. RefSeq names its product membrane associated guanylate kinase, WW and PDZ domain containing 1 (gene MAGI1). The record is from RefSeq and is a predicted model, not a curated record. Gene Ontology annotation, molecular function: protein binding. The coding region runs from base 366 to 4142 and encodes 1258 amino acids. Lineage: Eukaryota; Metazoa; Chordata; Crocodylia; Alligatoridae. Gene Ontology annotation, biological process: signal transduction. The transcript is spliced from 24 exons. Gene Ontology annotation, cellular component: cytoplasm.